Cladophialophora psammophila CBS 110553 is the source of this 1272-nucleotide messenger RNA. RefSeq lists its product as uncharacterized. NCBI's taxonomy places the organism in Eukaryota, Fungi, Ascomycota, Eurotiomycetes, Chaetothyriales, Herpotrichiellaceae. The transcript is spliced from 3 exons. The record is from RefSeq and is a predicted model, not a curated record. Bases 1 to 1272 code for a protein of 423 amino acids.
AUGGAGGAGCUUUUUGCGCCUCUUGACAUCGACGACGAGGACGCCGCGGACAUCAAUGUCCAAGGCAACAGCCUUACACCUCUUUCAUCACCCCCUGCAUAUGGUGAAACAAUCCUCCAUUUUGGCGAAAUUGACCUGCCCUUCGUUCCCAUCGUUGUGGUGGCAACAUGCAUUCUUUGUCUCGGAACACAAAUCUGUUGCUUGUGCAGCAAAGUCUCAACGUGGGCCUUUCAUUGCUGCUUCCUGACAUGCCACACACCGCCAGGUGACCCUUUUCAUGGUUCCUACAACCUUGCCUAUGUCAUUGAGUUCAAUGAGAACAUCGAGAGGGUCGCCAGAGUCCCGAUUCAAGGUACAGGAGUCCGAGAGGCGGACAUUGACAAAUUGAACACGGACUAUACUUCUUUGAGAUAUAUUCGAAGCACUUUGGACAUGCCGGUUCCUGAGCUCUUUUGGUUCGAAACGUCCUGCGACAGAGUUGGGGUACCGUUUGCUCUCAUGUCUUUUGUUAGUGGUGAAUCUGUCUGCCUCCUAUGGCACGACAAGGAGUGGAUCACCGAAGAAAAGCGGCUGAAGAUCCUCACCAACUUAGUACAUGUCAUGGUAAAACUCGAUAAGAAGACCGUGUCUCACAUUGGCCCGUUACACACUGUGAUCGAGGCCGACGAAGAAUACAUCGAGCACGGCCUCACACAUGUGGAUAAGUGUGGUCCCUUCAACACAUUGGACGAAUGGCUAGGCCACAAUCCGGAUACUUUCGAGGGUGUUCCUGAGACCGCGCUCUCGGCUAAAAGAUGUCUUGAGGCAGACCGCUUUCAGAUCGAUUUCUGGGACUACAACUAUCAGAAUAUAUUCAUCGGUGACGACUGCAAUAUCACGGGUAUACUAGAUUGGGAUGGUAUUCGAGCCGUGCCGCAAGGGAUGGGCUGCACCCGCUAUCCAUCGUGCAUCACAAGGGAUUGGGAUCCAGGGAGCUAUGAGCCAGCUUUGGAUGGGAACUGGGAAGAUUCGAUGGAAGAUCCACCUGAAGUAUUGUCGAGGUAUCGGAAGCAUUAUGCUGACACAUUUGCUGGACUGGGCCUCCAAUAUUACGGCCCUCGUGAAACAAAGCUCUCGCACAUUUUGGAAGCCAUCAACAUCGCCACUGGCGAUCAAUUUGCACGGCAAUACAUUAUGAUCGUCCUUCUCAAUCACGCCUAUGGAUGUUCAGAUCCGCCAGGGAAUCUUCCAAAGAUUGGCCUUCGGAAUAUCGACCGAUCACCAGAACCUUGA